AUGGCAAAAUCGGUCAUUGAGGCGCUUGUCGGCUUCUGGUUCAAUCUUGUCGAGUUGACAACCGGAAAAGUCGUUAAUUAUUUUGUAGAUGUUCAACAACCAAGACAUAAAAACACCUUGGCGACCGUAAGAACCGCAAAAAAAAAUGCCACAGGAAACGUUGGUGAACGUGGCAACAAAGUGGCUGCAAUGGCAGAACAACUGUUUCAAGUUAUCAAAGAAAGAAAGACAUCGUUUGUGGUUGGGAAGAUAAAGACAUUCGUUGUUCUCUCAGUCAGAGACAACAUCCUCUUUUGGCUAUUCGACGUAUUUCUUGGUCUGGUUCCAGACAAGUACAAGCAUCUAUUCAACUUCAGUGAAGAGGCGCCAAAAAAGCAGGUUGCUGAAAUGUAUCAACAAAUUGCUGUCUGCGAGCAAAACUACAUAAAGUUUACUAAAAUGAUAAAAAAAACUUAA
Molecule: messenger RNA, 456 nt
Organism: Entamoeba invadens IP1
Lineage: Eukaryota; Evosea; Mastigamoebida; Endamoebidae
Exons: 2
Coding region: 1-456 (151 amino acids)
Source: RefSeq, a predicted model, not a curated record